AUGCUCCUCGGCUUCGCCCUCUUCACCUCACUCGGGCACAGUCAAGUAAAAAAACCUAUCAUCAAAGAUGUCGCCAUUAUUGGUGGUGGUUCUUCAGGAACAUACGCAGCUAUCCGGCUCCAUGACGAAGGGAAAUCCGUCAUCUUGGUCGAGAAAGAAAUCGCCCUGGGCGGCCACAACAACAUCUACAUCGACUCAGCCACCAAACAAGCAGUCAACUACGUAGAAAAGCUAUCUGGCUUAUACCCGCCCAACGUCACUUUCGUGGACAUCGACACCGCACAAGCAACCAACUACACACCCCCAGAUAUUACAGCCGCACUCCGAGCCUACAUUCAACAACUCUCGCAAUACCCAAGUCUCGACGAAGGCUAUUUCCUUCCAGACCCCGUCCCGGAAGACCUUCUCCUCCCCUUCCAAAAAUUCGUCGCGAAAUACCCAGAUAUCGGAAACCUCACCUACACAAUCUCCCAAUUCGGUCAAGGCCUCGGCGACAUCCUCAACCAGCCAACGCUCUACAUCUUCAAGAUCUUCGGCUUCAACGUCAUAAACGCUUUCACAUCCGGUGUCAUCCUCCCAACAAGUCGAAACAACCACGAAAUCUACGAUCGAGCGUCAAAGAUCCUGGGCCAAGACGUGCUUUACAGAAGUACCGUAAUCUCAACCCGGCAAAGAGACAGCAAGGGCAUCGAACUCAAGGUCAAUACCUUAGACGGAACAAGAAUAAUAAAAGCAAAGAAACUCCUCAUAACCAUCCCCCCGAAACUCACCACCCUCAUCCCCUUCACCCCAGACCACCGCGAGUCUACCCUCUUCAACGAAUUCACCAGUGCAGGCUACUACACAAGCCUCGUUCGCAAAACAAGCCUCCCAGCAAACCUCAGCACCUCAUCCGUAGGUCCUGACGCGCCAUUCUCCGUCGCACAGUUACCCGGUCCGUACUCCGUCUCUCCCACGUCCGUCGACGGUGUCUUCACAGUGAAAUACGGCGCGCAGCAUCCUCUCCCGGAGGAGUAUGUGCAGGGCGAUAUAUUGGAUUUUAUUUCCAAGUUGCAAAACAAUGGGUUCAGCGGCAAUUAUUCGGGACGAGCGAAUUUGUUACGGUUUAAUAGUCAUGUUCCCUUUGAGUUGACUAUUUCGCCAGGUCGCAUUGCUGCGGGGUUUUAUAGGGAUCUUUAUGCGCUGCAGGGGUAUCGGAAUACUUGGUAUACGGGGGCUGCGUUUCAUGUUCAUGAUUCGACGAGGGUUUGGAAUUUUACGGAGGCUUUUGUUUUGCCGGGAUUGUUGCAGGGGCUUUGA
Molecule: messenger RNA, 1299 nt
Organism: Penicillium argentinense
Lineage: Eukaryota; Fungi; Ascomycota; Eurotiomycetes; Eurotiales; Aspergillaceae
Product: amine oxidase, flavin-containing superfamily
Exons: 2
Coding region: 1-1299 (432 amino acids)
Source: RefSeq, a predicted model, not a curated record